GGGUUCACGAAACAGGAAAACGAGUAAAGGGAUAGAAAUAAUUUUUAGUAUAUUUUUGUGGGCAAUUCAAAGAAAUUAAUGGCCAUGAGUUCCUUUUUGAUCAACUCCAACUAUGUGGAUCCGAAGUUUCCACCCUGCGAGGAAUAUUCACAGAAUGAUUACCUACCCAGCCACUCUCCGGACUACUACAGCACCCAUAGGCGAGAGAAUGCUUUUCAGCAUGAGCCGAUGUACCACCAGCGGUCGGGUUGCAGCAACUCGCCUUAUUCCUCGUGCCAGGGUCCCGAGGAGCCUGUGGUGAUGUCUCCACGGGGUCACGUCCUCCUCUCUGCCGGACUCCCAACCCCUCUUCCCGAGCCAAACCACCAUUGCGGCUCCGUACCCCCGAGCCCUCCGCCCGUGUGUAUCCAAAACUCCAUCAACAAAACUACAUCUUCGUCCAGUUCAUGCAAAGAGCCUGUAGUUUACCCUUGGAUGAAAAAAGUGCACGUAAACAUUGUGAACCCAAAUUACACAGGGGGGGAACCAAAGCGGUCUCGGACAGCCUACACGAGACAGCAGGUCCUGGAGCUUGAGAAGGAGUUCCACUACAACCGCUAUCUGACUCGUAGGCGUAGAGUGGAGAUCGCGCACACUCUCUCUCUUUCUGAGCGCCAAAUCAAAAUAUGGUUUCAGAACCGACGGAUGAAGUGGAAAAAAGACCACAAGCUGCCAAACACCAAAAUCAGGUCCACCACCUCCUCUGGUACAAAUUCAAGCAGCAGCCAGGUGCUUGGGAACUCUCAGACCCGAACCAUUGGGCCGCCACCACCAAGCCUAUAGCCCCUCCGGCCCUCCAAAUGCACUCGUUAGACUUCAAUUUCUGGAAGGGCGCAUACAUCUAAUGUCUCUUUGUUCAGUGAAGGGAAUUUUUUUUAUUAUUAUUUAUAAAUAAAAGGGGUAAAGACUCAAGUCCAAACAUGCACGGAUAUAUGUUUUCUGUGUCAUCAUACUUAUUUGUCCCUCUUUCUUCCCUGCUCCUCCUCCAUUAAACAGAAGGCAGCAGACAGUAGUUUUCAGAUUUGGUGAAGAUGGAUCCGUAUUUCAUCUUUAAUCAUGCCAAACUCGGCCCCAUUUGUCAUGUUUACUCUCUGGUACAAAGGAUGAACCGUAGGCCUGCCAUUACCUCGACGUCCAACAUUGCCUUUAAUAAAUGAGCCCCCAUUUCGUCAAGAAGGGGUGUUUUUCACUUCUAACCCUCCACUGUUUAAACAUCCCAAAAAUAAACUAUUGCCUCCACAGAUUAAGUUUUGAACAGGUCUUGGAUAUUUUUGACGCUUAGCAUUCGAAACAAAACGAAGCAGAACACUGCAAUUGCCAUUUGUAGAUCGCAUUUUGACUUUUGGACGUUGGUUUAUUUAAACAAUGUGUGUAUGAGUGUGCGUAUUAAGACUGGGAUCGGGUGCAUGUGCACAUUAUUGACGCCAAAGUCAGAUAGAAUAACAUUAUUUAGAAAGUUUGAUAACCAAAUUUCGUGAAGAACAAUGCAGUUUAUAAACAGCACUAAAUAAUACACUCAAUUACCUCAGUUGUCUUGAUUUAUGGAUGGGUUUGUUGUAUGACUUUCAGUUCUUAUGCAUUUUCAGUACAAGUUUGUCCAGAUUUUAAAGAGAAAUGUGCGUAUCUGCAUAAAUUAAGCAUAUGUGCUCUAUUUUCACCCUGCCCCUCCAUUAUUUCCCCAGCACAUAAGCACACGUUCUCUCUCUUCUUUCUCAGUUUUGGCAAUUUGGUUGUCUCAUUAUUUUUUUUUAUCCCUCGUUACAUUCCAGCCCUGCGCUAUAUGAUAAGUGUAUUUUUUGUAGGUCGUUGUUUUCAUCGUGUUCUCUGUGUAUCUGCACAUUAAUAUUGUAAAUAGUUCUAGAAAUGAAUAAAAAGAAUGAAAGAAGGAAAUCA
Molecule: messenger RNA, 1932 nt
Organism: Conger conger (European conger)
Lineage: Eukaryota; Metazoa; Chordata; Actinopteri; Anguilliformes; Congridae
Product: homeobox protein Hox-B4a-like
Exons: 2
Coding region: 79-822 (247 amino acids)
Biological process (GO): anterior/posterior pattern specification; embryonic skeletal system morphogenesis; regulation of transcription by RNA polymerase II
Cellular component (GO): nucleus
Molecular function (GO): RNA polymerase II cis-regulatory region sequence-specific DNA binding; DNA-binding transcription factor activity, RNA polymerase II-specific
Source: RefSeq, a predicted model, not a curated record